Molecule: messenger RNA, 1026 nt
Organism: Ilex paraguariensis (yerba mate)
Lineage: Eukaryota; Viridiplantae; Streptophyta; Magnoliopsida; Aquifoliales; Aquifoliaceae
Source: the annotation of a GenBank genome assembly
AUGUGGGCUGACACUGAAGACUAUCGCCCGCUUGAUGUACUUUUUAAGUUUGAUGCAUGCUGCACAGAAGAUGUGUACUGGGAUGAUCUUCCUGACCACAGAUCUGGAGAUGUAUGUCGGAAGCGUUGGGAUCAAAUGGUUCUACACAUUGGCCACCAAGGGAACAAAUCAUUUGCUGAACAAGUUGAUAUUCUAGCAAAGCGAUAUUGGAUUGAGAUAUCAGACCUCAUGUCUGAUCAGGAAAAACUCAGAAUUUUGAUGGUGUCUGAUUUUUUUUAUCCCAACUUUGGUGGUGUGGAGAAUCACAUUUAUUACCUAUCGCAAUGCUUACUUAAGCUAGGACACAAGGUCGUGGUCAUGACUCAUGCUUAUGAAAACCGUUCUGGGGUGAGGUACAUGACUGGUGGCCUGAAAGUUUACUAUAUACCGUGGAAACCAUUUCUUAUGCAGAACACAUUGCCCACUUUUUAUGGGACACUUCCAAUUGUAAGGACAAUUCUUGUUCGGGAAAAGAUAUCUUUGGUGCAUGGACAUCAAGCCUUCUCAACUCUUUGUCAUGAGGCUCUGAUGCAUGCACGCACUAUGGGAUACAGAGUUGUAUUUACUGAUCAUUCACUUUAUGGUUUUGCUGAUGUGGGGAGCAUUCACAUGAACAAGGUAUUGCAAUUCACUCUAGCAGAUGUUAGCCAGGCCAUUUGUGUUUCUCAUACAAGUAAAGAGAACACAGUUCUAAGGUCAGGACUGCCACCAGAAAAGGUUUUUGUUAUACCAAAUGCUGUCGACACAGCGAUGUUCAAGCCUGCUCCAGAGCGACUCAGCAGUGAUGAAAUUGUUAUAGUUGUGAUAAGUAGAUUGGUUUAUCGGAAGGGUGCAGAUCUGCUUGUUGAAGUUAUACCUGAAGUAUGUCGCCUGUAUCAAAAUGUGAGUCUUUUGGACCAUUUUAGUGUUUAUCUAAGUUUUCAUUCAGGGGUCCUAUUUUUGAGCCUUCCAUGUUUGGCAACUUUUGGGGUUGAUGAUGCCAUGUGA